UUUGAGGCGGAGUACCGUCGUUUUGGUCUGAAGAAGAAUGGCUCAGGGGGCUUUAAGGAGUUCUACCACCUCCUCCAGACCAUCCAUCACAUCCACGGAUUGGACAUGCUGCUGGAAUAUGCUGACAUCCACGGAGACUUGCUCCCGAUCAACAAUGAUGGAAACUUUCACAAAGCUGUCUCUUCAGCCAAUCCGCUGCUGCGCAUAAUCAUAACCAAGAGAGAGGGUGACUCUGGAGUUUAUGGCACCAACUCACUGCAAAGGCGUAAGAAAGUAAUGGGCCUAACUGGACUGCGCAACACUGGUACUGGUACCAUCAACUCUAAGAACAAAUCGGGCCUCAUGAUUGGCCCACCGCAGAACUUCAGACAGAUCUCCUCCAUCAUCGAUGUGGACAUUCUACCUGAGACCCACAGGAGGGUCCGACUCCACAAACAUGGCACCAAGAAACCUCUGGGCUUCUACAUCCGGGACGGAGUGAGUGUACGGGUGACACCACAAGGUGUAGAGAAGGUUCCCGGAGUCUUCAUAUCUCGAAUGGUGCGUGGUGGCCUUGCAGAGAGCACAGGACUCCUGGCUGUUAAUGAUGAAAUUCUGGAGGUGAACGGCAUUGAUGUAGCAGGAAAGUCUUUGGAUCAGGUUACAGACAUGAUGGUGGCCAACAGUCACAACCUCAUUGUGACGGUGAAACCAGCCAACCAGAGGAACAAUAUUGUUCCUCGAGGGAGUAAAAGCACCAUGGGGAACUCUGGUUUUGUGGACUCAGCUGGAUCUUCUAGUUCUGUCCUAUCACAUGACUCUCCGAGCCCUGCCUCUCAGAGCAACCCUAUUACCACAAGCAGCAGCAUCGCCGAGGGUGACAGUGAUGAGGAAGACGAUGACAAGGACAUAAUUCUGGAGAACGAGUGUCUGACAUCUUACAAUCCUCAUCCCCUCACAAAAAGGAACAGUGCCGACCUUAAUGGAGAGUCAACCCGCAGUGGGGGGAGACCCCUACCACAGAGUGUGUCGCUGCCCAUUAGCAUGGCAGCAUCGCUGGGUUACAGCUCCAACUACAUGUCGGGUCACAAUGGGAGCUUGACUCACAUGGCCAGCAGGAGCCAGGAUAUGAUGAAAGAUGAUGGCACUGACGAGACACUGUGACCGCUGUUACCAUAGCAACGCACACAGAAGGUCCCCCUGCCACUCUGUUACUGUGCCACCUGUUACAACAACAUGCAGACGCCCCCCCCAUCAUUUUGUUACUGUGACAGCUGUUACCAUGGCAACACAGAGAUGGCCCCCAUUAUUUUUACGGUGACAGCUGUUACCACAGCAACACACACAAGACAGCCACUCUGUCACUUUGUUACCAUGGAAACCUCUGACAACCAGUCAUAACACAACAAUGACAGACUAUACUCAGCUUUACUGGUCCGAGUUCUUCCUUUAGGGUUCACACACACACACACACACGCACACAUACACACACACACACACACAACAUCCAGUUUGUUGUGGUGAACGUUUGGAUCUGCGUGUUCAGACAUGCCCUGAUGUUCUGUAUAUAAAGAGGAAUUAUGUUUUUGUAAUUAAAAUAAAAGCUGUAUAAAGAUGAGAUUAUUGAUGUGAUGAAAGCUUUUACGUGGAGAGAGAACCAGGGAAACUACAAAAACUCCAGGAAAAAAGUCUAAAAGUGCACCUCUAAGUGUAUGAUGUGAUGACCCCGCCACAAACUGUAACUUCAUCCUUCAUCUCCAAGUCAUCUCACCC
Molecule: messenger RNA, 1752 nt
Organism: Nematolebias whitei (Rio pearlfish)
Lineage: Eukaryota; Metazoa; Chordata; Actinopteri; Cyprinodontiformes; Rivulidae
Gene: pard6a
Product: par-6 family cell polarity regulator alpha
Biological process (GO): establishment or maintenance of cell polarity; regulation of cellular localization; centrosome cycle
Cellular component (GO): nucleus; cell cortex; apical plasma membrane
Molecular function (GO): protein kinase C binding
Source: RefSeq, a predicted model, not a curated record